GCCAACAUGAAUUCUCAUCUUACGAAUAUACGCCAACGUCUACUGCAGGAAGUCGAUAUCUCUCUUCAAAAAGCUGUUGAACUAGCCAAAUCUGUCGUUCUGGCUCAACAAAAUUCAGAGAAAAUCCAGAAGGAGUCCAUAGGAGGAUCAGAACAAGUCCUUUUUAUUAAUAAAAAGAAUUCCAAUUCAUAUGAGAAAUCUAGGCAAUCAAUAUCACAGAGCAUCAGUCAAUCAUCCAGUGGCUCCAGGCGUGAGUUCCAAAAUCGAAGAUCAUCUCCCAGUAGCAACAGUGUUUGUGGAAGAUGUGGUCAACAACAUAGAUACAAAUGUCCAGCUUCAAAUGUUAAAUGCAGGAUGUAUUUCAAGGCCUAGGAUGUUUACCUCCAGUCUGCCAUAUCAAGUUACGUCCGGAUGCUAUUCCGCAUGUCGAUCCACCUCGAAAAGUGCCGUUUGCUUUACAUGACAAAUUGCGAAAAGAGUUAGAAAGAAUGGAGAGCAUGGAUGUCAUAUCUAGAGUGUUAAAACCUACGUCUUGGGUUAAUUCUAUCGUCAUUACUGUCAAAAAGUCAGGUCAGUUGAGAAUAUGUCUUGAUCCAAGGAAUCUCAACAAAAAUAUUAUGAGAGAACAUUUUCCUCUGAAAAACUUUGAUGAAGUCAGAUCAAAAUUAAUCAAUGCUGCGUAUUUUUCACAUUUGGAUGCUUUUUCUGGUUUUUGGAUGUUGAAAUUAGAUGAAGAAAGUUCAGAUUUAUGCACGUUUCAGACGCCAUUCGGUAGAUAUAAAUUUAAUCGUUUACCUUUUGGUAUAUGUUCGUCAUCUGAAAAAUUUGUUCAAGUUAUGAAUGAUUUAUUUGGAGAUAUUGAAGGAGUUUUAAUUUUUGUAGAUGAAUUUUUAGUAUAUGGAGAAACUUUGGAGAUUCAUAAUAUACGUCUUAAAAAUGUCCUACAAAGAGCUAGAGAAGUAAAUCUUAAGUUCAAUAAAGAAAAAAGUAAAAUAGCAGUCACUCAAGUACGUUUUUUGGGUCAUAUAUUCAGUAAAGAGGGUAUUAAGGUCGAUGAUGAAAAAAUUGAAGCUAUCAAAAAAUUACCUCCUCCUUCUAACACUAAAGAGCUUCAAAGAUUUUUUGGGAUGAUUAAUUUUCUCGGUCCUUUCAUCAAUAACUUGUCUGAAAGAACAGAAGUACUUCGAAAUCUAUUGAAAUCAAACAGUCAAUGGAUUUGGGAUGAAAAUUGUGAAAUAGCAUUCAUUAAUUUGAAAGAUAUUAUUACCAAGUCCCCAGUACUAACCCACUACAAUCCUAAUUUACCAUUAGUUUUGUCUGUCGACAGUUCACAAUCCGCUAUUGGAGCAGUCAUUAUGCAAAAUAAUCGACCUAUUGCCUACAGUUCUAAAACCCUAACUUCUUCUCAAAGGAACUAUGCUCAAAUUGAGAAAGAAUUAUUUGCCAUACAAUUUGGUUGUGUCAAAUUUCACCAGUAUAUUUUUGGUCAUAAAAUCACAGUACAUACAGAUCAUAAGCCCCUGGUAUAUCUUUUCAAGAAAGCCCUCUUUGAUAUUCCUGCUAGAUUACAAAGAAUGAUGUUAGCUUUGCAAGCUUAUGAGCUGGAUGUCAUUUAUGUACCAGGAAAACAAAUGUAUAUUUCUGAUACUUUAUCAAGGGCAGCUCUAAAAGAAAAUUUUAUUCCAGAUUAUGAAUCUGAUAUUCCAUAUCAUGUCAAUAUGACAUAUUCAACUUUUGCCAUAACUGAUAAAUAUCAUGAAAAAUUGUGUCAGAGUACUGAGUCAGAUGAAACUUUGAAAAUUCUAAAAAAAUAUUAUUAUGAAGGAUGGCCCAAAUCAAAAGAGAAAACGCAUGUUUUAGCGAAACCUUUUUGGA
Messenger RNA from Coccinella septempunctata (seven-spotted ladybird), 1875 nucleotides. RefSeq lists its product as uncharacterized. Bases 7 to 372 code for a protein of 121 amino acids. The record is from RefSeq and is a predicted model, not a curated record. Lineage: Eukaryota; Metazoa; Arthropoda; Insecta; Coleoptera; Coccinellidae. The transcript is spliced from 2 exons.